Molecule: messenger RNA, 3561 nt
Organism: Symbiodinium sp. CCMP2456
Lineage: Eukaryota; Dinophyceae; Suessiales; Symbiodiniaceae
Source: the annotation of a GenBank genome assembly
AUGACAAAGCGUGCGUGCGAGGCGAAGUGGGUUCGCACAGACAAGAUGAAGAAACAGCGCUCAAAGCUUGCGCAGUUCAACCGAGCCACGCAGCACAGCCUCUCUCCGGAGCAUCGGUGGAUGUUGGAGACCUCGGCAUCAUUCGAAACGGUUCUGGAUGCAGCCAGCACGUCCUCGGCUUCCAUUGACCAGGGGCUGUCGCCAGUCAAAGCUCGAGUGUCCGCAGCCGGAAAAACUCCUGAUGAUGCAAUCGUGCAGCUCGAGGGCGAGGUAUCAGGUGGCAGCCUGACGAGCAUGCCCAGUGCGUGGCUCUACUGCCGCAUGUGUGAGUUCGAGGCGCUGAGAGGAACCUGCGAGAAUGCCGUGGCAAAGAUCUUCUUGGAACUCCGUCGCCGGGGUGACUUCCUGGAGCCAGUGUCUGUUUCCGAGAAUGAGUCGUCCGAGAAUGAGUCGGACACAGAAUUUUAUUCCGCCAGCGGCUGGAUCCACAUUGCCAGGUUGCGGAAGGACGAGCUGGAGUCGCAACAGCUGCGCCGCGACCUCCGGCUCCCCUGCAUCGUCGGUUUGGGUGGGCAUCCCCGCAAGACCCAGAAGCAGGCACAGGGCCCCAGUGCGACGGCCGAUUCAGAACCAUGCUACGGCUGGCUCUGGGAACGGAUCUUCCUAGGCGGGGGAUAUCACAUGAAAUGUCGCAAAGCGAUUGUGGAUGCGGCACAGCCACCCCCGAAGAAGUCUCAGAGAGUUGCGCCGGCAGAAAAAAAUUCGAAUGGGCCUAACCUCAACAAGCAGUUCACGAUGGACUUCGAGGAGCAUAUCACCCAGCUGUUCGACAAGUACCCGAACUUGGAGGAGAUGCCUGCCCUGUCCGUCACAGAGGGAGGCAGUGGAGCGAGAUUUUCUCAGGAGGCCUGUUCCCAGGCUUUGUCGAUGGGAGCCAUGUUUCGCUUCAACGGCAGCAUCUUCCUCCAUGACAUUCGGUACCGUCCCUGGCCAACGCUGCCUGUCAAUCGAGCGUCCAUCUUGGAACAGUUGGAGACGCACUACAACAACGGUCCGCCCGAGGCCGUCCCCUUCGACAUCACAGUAGCCACCGAAGGCAUGGACGACGACUUGAUGUCAUUGCAAGGGAAACUCAAACGAUUGUCGCCGGAGGAGCCUGUGUUUGCCCUGCUCUACGCAGCUGCCAUGGCAGAGACUGAGGAGGACAUCCAAGCAUACCAACGCCUCUUGCUGAAUGUGCACUACAAGGUGGUCUCACGAGCCGCCAAUGCAGAUUUGGCCAAAGAGUCGAUCUCUCUCCGUGAGAAGAUGACAGACGAUGUGCGCGCCAUCAAAAGGACUCCGCUGAGCAUGAUGCUUUUCAUGGUGGAGAAGAAGAAGGAGAUCAAAGGACCAGCCGGAAAGGUCACCACAGAAAAAGUCUACCAGUACUUCAAAGGCUGUCACUGGUCCAAGGAGUCCGAAGCGCCCUCCCUCGGUUUCCUCGAAAACUGUUUCUCUCUGUGGAACAAAAUCGAGGCUGCUCCCGGGAUCCUAGACACCAUCCAGCGUGCCGAGAUGGAGUUCAAUCAAGAUUCUCCUUUCUCCUCGGUCCAGCAGAUGUACCACAUAACCUUGGCAUGCAAGAAGGUACCGCCUGCCAAAUUGGCGUGGGUGUUCGAAGGGAUCUUGGAUGGAGCCAGAGCCCAAAUCUUGUCUAAGGAUGACAUAACCAAGAGUCGACUUUCCGGUGCUGAGAAAGUGAACCCUGUUCACGUCAUCGCCUUCAAGUACGACCUGCUCCAGGAACUGCUACACACCGAGUUGGCGAAGUUGGACAUUACCCCACAGGAUGCGGCGAGCGUGCGAGACAAGCUGCAGAAGGAUGUUGCGGUGUGGCUGGGUAAUUGUUAUACGUUUUUCUUGGGAGGCUUUAAUGUUUCGGGUUCACAGGGUAGCUUCGUCGACCUCGUGGACCAUAUCAUUUUCAGCAAGCUGCACGACACCUGCAUCCGGAGUUGUGUCAAGUUGAGCAAGGUGCCGGCAGAUGCGCUGCUUUACGGCUCGAUCGGGGUUGCUGUCGGCAACCUUCAGAAGAUGCAGGAGCAGCUGCGGACCGAGGCCAAAGCGGAAGCAGCCGCGCAGCUCAAGUGCAUGACAGACCAGGAACAGCCAUCAGUGACUCCGCUGGCAGAUGGCGAGAGCGAAGAGGGCGUGAAGCCCAUCGCAGGACAGGAGGACGAGACUGCGGAUAUGGAUGAUGAGAUGGCCGAGGCAUGGGCACGCUGGAAGGCCAAAGCGGUGGAUAAGGUGCGACGGCAUGUUGAGCUUUUGGUGCGACCAUCGAACUCGAGUUCGGAGGAGAUGUACCAAAUGUUCCGGGAUUGUGCUACAUACAAGCUGCCACUUCCCUCGGAUAAGCACUAUCACAUGCAUGUGUAUGACUGCAAAACCGAGGGUGAAUGCAAAACACGGCCACAUGUGCGGAAGCCAGUCCACCGGCCAACGUACAUGCUUGCAGCAGUGCAGGCUUGCCUGAAAGCGCGAUGCCAAGAGGAGGAUGACGACGCCAUGUACGUCACCAAUGAGAGCCUUUAUUGCUUCUUCGACGCCUGCAAGCACGAGCACAUCCAGACAUUCGAGAAGGCUUUCAGCACAGAGAACAACAGGUGCCAUGACAUCGACAUGGACGUCGUGGAACAUGCCUGCUUGAUGACCCUGGAUCCACUUGCGGUGGAGUCACGCAAGCGGCUCUUCUUCUCUAAAGACACGUCUUCCAACAAGUUCAAUCACCUGGGGCCUGUGACUCUCGAGGACAUCAAUGAUGAUAAGGUGGAGUGGCUCCUGCCUGUGGUCGAGAAAAGGGAGAUCUUGGGGGACACCCGCAAGGAAGGCAGCGGGCCCUGUCCUUUGGGCGGCGGAGAGGGUCUUGGAGGAGGUCGCAAAGCCCUCACCGAUGUGGAGCCUGUAGCAUGGCACGGUAACAGCGUGAACUUUUGGCGUGAGAUGGUGCACGGCUACUGGGCUGGAACUGCCACAGAUCUCACGCCUCAGAAUGAGAACUUCGCAGUAGCGUGCAUCUGUCAUGGAGUGCCAUACGUUGCCCUCUGCAACAAUGCCAUUCACAAAACCAAGCUCUACGAUCGCAUCGUGAAGCGAGUUCUCAACCUCAUGGGGGACGAGAACUGUCCAGCACUGUACGAGUCCGUCAUGGUUGCAGACCUUGCCAAGAAAGAGAAAGAGGAGGAAGGGACCGAGAAGAACAAGGGAAGGGGCAGGGGAAGGGGCAAGGGAAGGAGCAAGGGCAAACGCGGGAAGGGCAAGCAGGGUGCUGGAGCAGGAGAGGAUGGUGCCGAGGGUCAGGGUGGCCAGGGUGAAGGUGAGGGUGAAGGGGAAGGCGAGGGUGAUGAAGGUGAGGGUGCAGGGUCGAAGCCCAAGUGUGGCGGUGGCAGGGGCAAGGGCAGGCGCGGAAAGGGUGCCGGCAGGUUUGCUCUGAACCUGAAAAAGAAACUCGUCAGUGGCGAGACCGGUGUUGCCAAUCCAGGCCUGUCAGUAAGCACCCGAAACCCUACAGAUGAAUAA